Musa acuminata AAA Group (dessert banana) is the source of this 1546-nucleotide messenger RNA. Its product is annotated as probable serine/threonine-protein kinase PBL25. Gene Ontology annotation, molecular function: ATP binding; protein kinase activity. The coding region runs from base 422 to 1477 and encodes 351 amino acids. NCBI's taxonomy places the organism in Eukaryota, Viridiplantae, Streptophyta, Magnoliopsida, Zingiberales, Musaceae. Gene Ontology annotation, biological process: protein phosphorylation. The transcript is spliced from 5 exons. The record is from RefSeq and is a predicted model, not a curated record.
CCCGGCGGAGCCACCCGUGCUCGUUGCCCGAAAAAGGUGCCUUUGUUUCUCCUUCCUUCCUUCCUUCCUUUGCUUUUGUGUCCCGGCAAAAGAUAUCCUCUUCGUGCCGACCCGCGUCCCUUGCCGGGAUUUCGAUCUCUCCCGGAAGGUCUUUCGAGUCUUUCCGGGGGCCCAUCCGAUCAAACCUCGACGUUUUGAUGAUCCGAAGUUUGUACAGAGCUUUCAGUUCCGCAUUGGAGUUGGAAUGAAUCUUUUGGAAGAUUUCAGGGCUCGGGUGCUGGAAAGUCUUUGAUAUUUGUCGCCAAUUGGAUAAUUACACAUGCCUUUUCGGAGAAUGUCACCGAUUCGUUGAUGGUGUUGUCUUAAACUUUGCUCGGGGAUUUGCUGCGGUGGAGGAGAAUCGAGAGUGGUGUUCUGCGAAAUGAGUUGUUUUCCAUGUUUCUCGAGGAGGCACUCCUCGAGAGAGGAAAGUAGUCUGGUCGCAGGUGUCGCCAAGGAUAAUGAGCUAACCAAAAUGCCUGAGUAUCCAACUCAGGAAGCCUCCACUGAAACAACCCAAAAUGAUGCUGGAAAUGGAAAUAUUGCAGCACAAACAUUCACAUUCCGUGAGCUUGCUUUGGCUACAAAGAAUUUUCGACCUGAAUGCCUUCUGGGUGAAGGAGGGUUUGGUAGAGUUUACAAGGGUCGUGUUGAGAAAUCCGGACAGAUUGUAGCUGUUAAACAGCUCGACAGGAAUGGCUUCCAAGGCAACAAAGAAUUUCUUGUUGAAGUUUUGAUGCUCAGUCUGCUCCAUCAUCAAAAUCUAGUCAAGCUUAUCGGAUACUGUGCUGAUGGUGAUCAAAGACUUUUGGUCUACGAGUAUAUGCCUAUGGGCUCCUUAGAAGACCAUUUGCUUGACAUCUCACCUAAUCAGAAACCCCUCAGCUGGUAUACUAGGAUGAAGAUAGCUUAUGGUGCUGCUCAAGGUCUAGAGUAUUUGCAUGAGAAGGCCAACCCGCCUGUGAUCUACCGUGAUCUUAAGUCAUCUAAUAUUCUACUUGACAAAGAUUUCAAUGCAAAACUCUCGGAUUUCGGACUUGCAAAGCUAGGUCCUAUGGGGGAUAAUGUCCAUGUUUCUUCCAGGGUGAUGGGUACAUAUGGCUACUGUGCACCCGAGUAUGCAAGAACAGGUCAUCUGACCUUGAAGUCGGACAUAUACAGCUUCGGAGUUGUUAUGCUUGAGUUGAUCACAGGAAGGAGGGUCAUCGACACGUCAAGGCCAACAGACGAUCAGAAUCUCGUCACUUGGGCAAUGCCGAUGUUCAGAGAUCAGAAGAGGUUCCCUGAGCUAGUCGAUCCACUUUUACGGGGGGAUUAUCCAGCAAAAGGCUUGAGCCAAGCAAUUGCCGUUGCUGCAAUGUGCCUCCAAGAAGAGGCCUCGGUUCGCCCGUUAAUGACUGACGUCGUUAUGUCACUGAGCUUCCUAACAACAGCAUAGUCAGCUUAGCCCUACUUCAUCUUCCAACUUCCCAUGAACAGCAGAGAGCACAUAUAUUGGUCUGGUCGA